AUGGACCGCAACGAUAUUCAAGACAUCCAACAUGGCAACCAUCUUUCAGCCAAUGCGAUUAAUAUCAUCAUUCGCAUGCAAGGCCCAGGACUUCAUCCUGCGACUAGAACCCUGAUGUCAGCUGGGUGGUUGAAUCACAUCGAAGACGUGAAAGCUGCAUCCACAGAAGAAGCCGCACGGUUGGUAUCAUGUUCCGAUCUUUCGAAGAAAGUGCACCACAACGAUUCCUGGAUUAUACCGUACCUGGUCAAGCAUCGUCGUGGAGCUCUAGGAAGCGCUCCUCAAGGACAUUGGAUCUAUAUUCUUCUUAGCUUUGAAGGCUACAUGUGGACUAUCGGGGACCCAGGCGAAAAGAUCCAGACCGGAAGCCCAGAGUUCAAAAGAAUUACCUCUCUAGUUAGUUUUUGCAAUCAGACACUAAACGCCGGAGGACCGUGGGAGUACCGAAAGACUCCAUCAAGACCUCUUAUAAGAGAUGAAGACUGUGGGAUCCAUCUCAUUGAAAAUGUUUUGGCGCUCAUACGUGGAGACAACUUACGUGAAAUUGACUGCAAGAGUCUACGAGGUUUCUACCUCGAUCGUCUCUCUAGGAACAAACUUCUUCCUGGCCAGAUUCCUGAUCCGAUAGAUGAGUAUGAGAUUAGAUGGGAGUCUUUUGUUCCACCGAAAGCGGUACAGCUGGGCCGCUUCUGUGACUUGACGGAUCCGAAACAACAAGCUCUUUACCAGGAAGAAAUCAAUCGUCAGGCACGUAUUGAUCUAUCUUUGGAGCUUCCUGAAAUCGAGGGGACGACUUCGCAAGAGUUGAAGAACCACGGAAUCUUUGCGCCUCAUACCACGGACUUGCAUGACCCUUUCGCGAGGGAAGUCAUGCGAGAAAAGGUCAAGACUGUGGUCGCAGAAGAGAAGGUAGCAAUUGAAGGUCGCCGCAAAUCUAUCGCAGGAGGACUCGCGAUGGUUAGACUUGAUGAUGAGGAUGCAAAUGACGUUUCUAUUCCACGAGUGAAGUCUCCUAGGCCAAACUCGUGGUCGCCUGCUUCAAAUACGCCCCUGGUGAUCCACAGACAGACCGUGAUUAACAACAUCACGAAUAACUACUACAACACACCUCCCCCAGUACAAACUGCUGGAUCUAGCAAUCAGCCUCCCCAAGAUGGGGAGCUGUGA
Molecule: messenger RNA, 1167 nt
Organism: Glarea lozoyensis ATCC 20868
Lineage: Eukaryota; Fungi; Ascomycota; Leotiomycetes; Helotiales; Helotiaceae
Exons: 1
Coding region: 1-1167 (388 amino acids)
Source: RefSeq, a predicted model, not a curated record